UUCAACUAACGCAAGACAAUUGUUGAAGCAUAACCAAACAACUGGAUGGAUUGGGUUUUGAUAAAUCCUUCGUUUAAUUUCCGCCAGCAAAUCGCCUUCAGCAAGAAAGUGAGGUCUAUCUGUCUAGCCGGAAUAACGGAUAAACUAUUCGGCCAGCAAACGUCUGGAAUUCGUCAACCAAAAACUAGGCUUAAAGUUUAAGAGGUUUACAGAAAAUUGUCCCAUCUAGUGAGGACAUCCUUCGUUGCUGUUCUCUGAGAGUGCUACGUUUAAAGAUAUUUGCCAAGUCCUACAAACACGAACAAAACCAGCGAAACGAUUUUUUGUUCUUUUUUAGAAUGAACUAUAAGAAACUUCAAGUCGUGGUCUGUUCCGAAGAUUUAGCGUUGCCGACCUGUCACCUGAAGGCUCUCAAAGCCACCUCUCCAAAUCCAAUUAGAGAACGGCAGAAAAAGCACACCAGAGAAACUAAUCCACAGGAAACGGCGAGAGUUAAGAGUCCGGACGUAGGUAGUUUAUCCUCCUGGUCAAGAUUUACUUUCGAUGCUGUAGCGACCGCGAUGGGCUGACGAGCCGAUCUCACCGACAACUUCGGGCACGAGGAAAUUUCUGACACCUGUCCGUUCUCACAGCGUUCCUCCUAUGUUCAAACUAUCACGUCAAGUGCUUCAGUGGCUUUAAAAAUCCUCGAAGACACCGCGGAUCUUCCAAUACAUUGGGACAGCUCUGACUAGACACAUCUCUUGUAAGAAAGUAGAGAACAACGGCUAGUUACUGGACAGUCGUGACAUUGGCGUUCUGAUUUCAUUUGUCCUCGACUUACAAGCUCAGUAUUGUAUUAUUUACCUUACAGAAGUGUAUUACUCCGACACAAUAAUGAUCUCUCGAGGUCAUAGCAGUAUAAAUCAGCUAGGAGGAAUUUUUGCCAAUGGAAAACCACUUCCCUUCCAUAUUCGUCUUCGAAUACUGGAGCUAGCACUGUUUGGUUAUAGACCAUGCGACAUCUCGCGGCAACUUUUGGUAUCUCACGGUUGCGUUAGUAAGAUACUUGCUCGGUUUACUGAGACGGGAUCUAUUCUACCCGGUGCUAUUGGAGGCAGUAAACCACGUGUCUCAACACCUUUAGUCAUCAAUAAAAUUCGCCAAUACAAAGAACAAAACAGUUCUUUGUUUGCGUGGGAAAUUAGAGAGCGGCUACUCUACGAUGGGAUCUGCGCACGUGACUGCUUACCAAGUGUGUCAUCAAUUAAUCGCAUCUUACGUCGAACCUUAGGUAGAAGCAAACCUCGUAACCACUUUCGUCACACACUUAAACCAGCGGCCUGUGAACCCGAUGCACGGACGAGGAGCGACCAAGAGCCUUCCCAAACGUCUCCAGUAUGGUCUACGUCUGAUCCACAUCAGGGCACCAGAAAAGCAGCGUUUUCAAUUCGAGAUAUUCUAAACCUUAAAGAAGAAAAUAACGAAAUAAAAUGAACUAUGCUUCCAGGACAUUAAGAUAUUUAAACAGGAAUACCAGUUUCACUGAAUACAGCUUAAACGUACACUGCAGAGGUGGCCAGUUAAGUAAUAACAGUAGGAGAGUCAGAUUUCUAGACGUGUCUAUAGUAUAUUCAGAUUGUGUGUAUAUGUAUAUAUAAAAAUUAAAAUAAAGAUAAUGGCGAUACUACUGA
Messenger RNA from Limulus polyphemus (Atlantic horseshoe crab), 1673 nucleotides. Its product is annotated as paired box protein Pax-1-like. Lineage: Eukaryota; Metazoa; Arthropoda; Merostomata; Xiphosura; Limulidae. The transcript is spliced from 4 exons. Gene Ontology annotation, biological process: regulation of transcription by RNA polymerase II; anatomical structure development. The record is from RefSeq and is a predicted model, not a curated record. Bases 877 to 1476 code for a protein of 199 amino acids. Gene Ontology annotation, molecular function: DNA-binding transcription factor activity, RNA polymerase II-specific; RNA polymerase II cis-regulatory region sequence-specific DNA binding.